GUUCUCCUCUACAAGGUGGCUUGUAAUAUGAUGAUGAAGAAAAUGCAAAACAGGAAACAUUAUGGAACUAUUCGUACACUAUUAUUAAACUGCCUGAAGUUGGUGGAUAAAGGAAGACAUCCUCAGAUUAUUGCUUCAGCCAACUACAUGCUGUCAGAGCUUUUCCAGCUGGAGCCAAAGAAGGAGGAAGGUAUAGAUGCUGCUUCCAAUGGUAACUCUGAUGAGAGCUACAGUGAGGAGGAAGAAGAGGAAGAGUUGGGGGACAGUGAUGAGAAUGGAGCAUACAGCUCCACUUCUAACCCCUCUGAAGACAGCAAGGCUGUGGCUGUCAUUAAUUCAGUGCGAGAGCUCUCCGUUCCAGAAAAGUACAAGUCUACCCAUCAAAUCAGGCCGAGCUGUGCAUUUCCAGUGUGCAGUGACACCGAGGAGCGUUGCAGAUUGGUGCUUGGCUAUGUCUUGGAGGGCUUGAAGUCUAUUGACGGAAGUGUUAAGAAAGAAGGGGAGCUGCCUGCGGCAGACCCCAACACUCCGAUCCCGCUGAAAUAUGAG
Molecule: messenger RNA, 549 nt
Organism: Staurois parvus
Lineage: Eukaryota; Metazoa; Chordata; Amphibia; Anura; Ranidae
Source: the annotation of a GenBank genome assembly